UUGUUGUCCGUAGUAAUGAGUUCAUAUAUAGAUCCUGAUUAUUCCAUAGGACGCAAUUUGCGGCAGAGACAAAGGAAAAAAUGUAUCUCCAACGACGAGGCGAAAUUAGAUUCAGAAAAAAAUAAAAGAAAAGGAAAGAAAAAAGGUCAAUAUAUGGGAAAAAAUGGUGCAUAUGACGAAAUCGGAAAUAUUCGGUUCAACGGACUGGACAUUUGUGAUUGUAUGAAUAAAGAUUGUGAUGGUUGCUGGUAUGAAUGCCGAAGUUGUGGCUCUACUAGGUGUGGUCCUCAAUGUCGCUCAAAUCGAAAGUUUUUCUAUGAAGGAAUUGCAUACGAUGGAAAAGACUUAUCUAUACAUAAUAGAUAUAUUCCCAAAUGAAAUUGACAUAAAUUGUCUUAGCCUAACAAUAUAACAAAAUAAAAACGAACGAACAUUACUUUAUACUAA
This is a messenger RNA of Drosophila gunungcola (fruit fly), 447 nucleotides long. RefSeq names its product ARL14 effector protein-like. The transcript has 2 exons. Bases 16 to 378 code for a protein of 120 amino acids. Gene Ontology annotation, cellular component: intracellular membrane-bounded organelle. The record is from RefSeq and is a predicted model, not a curated record. Lineage: Eukaryota; Metazoa; Arthropoda; Insecta; Diptera; Drosophilidae.